This is a messenger RNA of Sturnus vulgaris (Common starling), 1252 nucleotides long. The record is from RefSeq and is a predicted model, not a curated record. Lineage: Eukaryota; Metazoa; Chordata; Aves; Passeriformes; Sturnidae.
CCUCUUUUCCCUCCCCAGCAAUGGUACCAGCAUGAUCUCGUUGAUCAUUCCUCCCAAAGACCAGAUCUCACGAGUGGCAAAAAUGUUAGCAGACGAGUUUGGCACUGCCUCCAACAUAAAGUCAAGAGUGAAUCGCCUUUCAGUUCUGGGAGCCAUUACAUCUGUACAGCAAAGACUGAAACUCUAUAACAAAGUACCUCCAAAUGGUCUGGUUGUUUACUGUGGAACAAUUGUGACAGAAGAAGGAAAAGAGAAGAAAGUCAACAUUGACUUUGAACCUUUCAAACCAAUCAAUACAUCGUUGUAUUUGUGUGACAACAAAUUCCACACGGAGGCUCUCACAGCGCUGCUCUCUGACGACAGCAAGUUUGGCUUCAUUGUAAUAGACGGGAGUGGGGCCCUCUUUGGAACUCUGCAAGGAAACACACGGGAAGUGCUGCACAAAUUCACUGUGGAUCUUCCAAAGAAGCACGGCAGGGGGGGUCAGUCUGCGCUGCGCUUCGCCCGCCUGCGCAUGGAGAAAAGGCACAACUACGUGCGCAAGGUGGCCGAGACCGCCGUGCAGCUCUUCAUCUCCGGGGACAAGGUCAACGUGGCCGGGCUCGUCCUGGCCGGCUCGGCCGACUUCAAAACCGAGCUCAGCCAGUCUGACAUGUUUGAUCAGCGGUUGCAAUCCAAAGUGCUCAAACUAGUUGAUAUUUCAUAUGGAGGAGAAAAUGGCUUCAAUCAAGCAAUUGAGUUGUCAACUGAGGUCCUCUCCAAUGUGAAAUUCAUCCAAGAGAAGAAGCUAAUAGGACGAUACUUUGAUGAGAUCAGCCAGGACACAGGGAAGUACUGCUUUGGUGUGGAAGAUACACUAAAAGCUCUGGAAAUGGGAGCAGUAGAGAUCCUGAUAGUCUAUGAGAACCUGGAUAUCAUGAGAUACGUCCUGCACUGCCAAGGCACAGAGGAGGAGAAGAUCCUGUAUUUGACACCAGAGCAAGAGAAGGACAAAUCCCACUUCACAGACAAGGAGACUGGGCAGGAACAUGAACUCAUAGAAAGUAUGCCCCUCCUGGAGUGGUUUGCAAACAACUACAAGAAAUUUGGAGCAACAUUGGAAAUUGUUACAGACAAAUCACAAGAAGGAUCCCAAUUUGUGAAAGGAUUUGGAGGAAUUGGAGGUAAACUGCAAGAGGGAGCUGGGUUUGUCUUGUUUAGUGGUUGGUUUGAUAAUCUGGUGCCAACACCAGAUUAAUCUUAUUCCUGUCAG